AUGUCAAGAGUAUCAACUCCUGGCUCAAGACGCACUAAUGCCAAAAGUCGUCGACACAGUGAGCUUGUUGAUAGCUCCACUGAAAUCAAUGAUAAUGAAGAAGCACAUAAUGAAUCUGAAGAAUCUCCGGAUCCAAAGAGAAGGAGAAGCACAAGGAAUAGUGAGAUCAAUUACUCGUUAACCAAAAGGAAUGCUAGAUCGAACGGCAAAUCUCAUAUCAAAGCUGAAAAUCAGCCCGAAGAAGAGAUAAUAGUGAAGAAAACAAAGGAUGCUACGCUUAUUGAAGAUACAAAAAAAUUGGAAAGGCACCGUUCUGAAGAAUCCAAUCUAUCUCAAGUUGAUAAACUAGGGAAAUUAGCUGCAAAACACUCACUUUUGACUCAAGAACUCUUUCAUCUACAGCAAUUUACAUCAUUAGCAUCAUGGGAUCCCACAGCUCCUCCACCAAAAAAAUUAUAA
Hansenula anomala is the source of this 459-nucleotide messenger RNA. RefSeq lists its product as uncharacterized. Lineage: Eukaryota; Fungi; Ascomycota; Saccharomycetes; Phaffomycetales; Wickerhamomycetaceae. The transcript has 2 exons. The coding region runs from base 1 to 459 and encodes 152 amino acids. The record is from RefSeq and is a predicted model, not a curated record.